AUGAUGAAUAACGAUAAACACACUUGCUCCACGGAGGCUCCAGCUCACUCCUGCAAAAACUUAAGAGAGAGAUUUUUAGAGGAUAUUUUUAGACAGACUUUGGUGCAACUUCCAUCUCAGGGCUUUUUGAGGGCCAACAUCUCAGUCCCAUCACGAUGAUCUUCACUUCAGAGCAGGUGGCUUGUGUGUGCGAGGUCCUCCUGCAGAGCGGCUGCAUGGAUCGUCUUGCUGGCUUCGUCUGCACUCUUCCUCCUCCUCCUCCUCCUCCCCUCUCCUCCUCUCCUCCCCAUGGGGAGCUGGAGAGUGUGCUGAAGGCUAAAGCCGCAGUGGCCUUUCACCAGGGCCGCUUCACUGAACUCUACACCCUGCUGGAGGGCUUCCACUUUUCCCACCGCAGCCACCCGCUCCUGCAGCAGCUCUGGCUCCGAGCCCACUACAUGGAGACUGAGAGGCAGAGGGGACGACCCCUGGGAGCUGUGGGGAAGUAUCGCGUGAGGAGGAAGUUUCCUCUUCCACACACCAUCUGGGAUGGAGAGGAGACCAGCUAUUGUUUCAAGGAGAAAUCACGGAGUAAACUCCAUGAGUGGUACCGCUGUAAACCGUAUCCCUCCACCCGGGAGAAACGGGAGCUUGCAGCGGCCACCGGCCUGACGACCACACAGGUCAGCAACUGGUUCAAGAACCGCAGACAGAGGGACCGAAACACCAACAUUAAAGGCUCUGGAGGAACCUCAGGAGAAGUCGUCCCUUCCUCUGACAAUGACUUUUCACCUCCAGGAAGCCCACAUCCCCUCCACCAUCGUCCUCCACCUCUGCCUCUGUCUCACCCACCAAGUCCUCUACGUCACACGUGUGGAGGCCUCAGCACUUCAAAUGUUUAAUUUGUGACUUCUAAUACUUGGUUCUGUCUUUUUGGUUUUUUUUUUAAAUCUAUUACCUUUCUAAAAACUGUUUUGCUGUUUUACUGUUUCUUGAAUGUUAAGUCUAUUUCCUGGUGUCACUUAAAAUGGACAAAAUUUGUUGCAAGUAAAGUUAGUUACCAAAUCUUCACUUAGCAGAUAUUGAA
Molecule: messenger RNA, 1066 nt
Organism: Plectropomus leopardus (leopard coralgrouper)
Lineage: Eukaryota; Metazoa; Chordata; Actinopteri; Perciformes; Serranidae
Gene: six9
Product: SIX homeobox 9
Biological process (GO): regulation of skeletal muscle cell proliferation; skeletal muscle fiber development; regulation of transcription by RNA polymerase II
Cellular component (GO): nucleus; transcription regulator complex
Molecular function (GO): RNA polymerase II cis-regulatory region sequence-specific DNA binding; DNA-binding transcription factor activity, RNA polymerase II-specific
Source: RefSeq, a predicted model, not a curated record